Molecule: messenger RNA, 2613 nt
Organism: Oryza brachyantha (malo sina)
Lineage: Eukaryota; Viridiplantae; Streptophyta; Magnoliopsida; Poales; Poaceae
Exons: 3
Coding region: 138-2189 (683 amino acids)
Molecular function (GO): protein binding
Source: RefSeq, a predicted model, not a curated record
UAUAACCUCUGUUCCUUCCUGCCUUCCUCUCCUCCCAUCUUCUCUUUUCUCUUCCUUUGGGGGUGCCUCCUCCUGUGUCUCCGGGGGGAUCGGCUGAGGCUUCCGUUGGGUUGGCAUCGAUUGAUGCGUGGAAGGCAAUGGCGGUGUCCUCGCCAACUUCUGCUCCGGAGAAGAAGAGGAAAUGGCUGCUCAGCAACCGGAAGGUGAUCGACAAGUACCUGCGGGAGGCGAGGGCUAUUCUUGCGGCGGCGCCGGAAGCCGGCAGCGGGGACGCCGUCGCGGCGCUUGGCCUAGUGGACGCGGCGCUGGAGCUGUCGCCUAGGAUGGAGGCCGCACUGGAGCUUCGGGGACGCGCACUCCUCGCGCUGCGGCGGUACCGGGAAGUGGCGGAAAUGCUCCGGGAUUACAUCCCCAGCUGCACCAAGACCUGCUCCGGCGACGACACCUUGUCGUCGACGUCGUCGUCCCUUUCGUCAUCCGGCUCCGGUGACCUCGGCACAAUAUCCAGGGCCAAACUCCUCUCGCCAGACCGCCACCGCUCCGACGCCGCCGAAGCAGGCGCUGCCGCCGCCGCCCGCUCAUUCCGCUGCUUCGACAUCUCCGAGCUCAAGCGCCGAGUUCUCGCCGGCCUAUCCAAGAAUCCCAACACGGACACCCAAUGGAGAUACUUGGUUCUUGGACAAGCUUGCUUCCACCUUGGUUUGAUCGAGGACGCCAUGGUGCUUCUCCAGACCGGUCGCCGCCUCGCCUCUGCGGCGUUCCGCCGCGAGAGCGUCUCAUUGUCGGAGGACAGUUUCUCUUCCUCCUCCCCUGCCGCAGCCGUUGCUCCCAUACCAGGGAACACCACCAAAUCCGGUGCGGCGUUCAUUAUACCGGCCAUGGAGUCGGAGGCCGUGUCCCAGCUCCUCGCGCACGUCAAGCUCCUGCUCCGCCGGCGCACGGCUGCCAUGGCCGCACUCGACGCCGGCCUCCCGGCUGAGGCCGUGCGCCAUUUCUCCAAGAUCCUAGAGGCACGCCGUGGCGUACUUCCGCACCCGUUCGCUGCCGCGUGUCUCGUUGGUCGUGCUGCUGCCUUUCAGGCCGGUGGACGCCCCGCCGACGCCAUCGCCGACUGCAACCGCGCGCUCGCCCUCGACCCCGCGUACAUUCCGGCUCUCCGUGCCCGUGCCGACCUUCUUCAGUCCGUGGGCGCACUGGCCGAUUGUCUCCGUGACCUUGACCAUCUCAAGCUACUCUACGACGCCGCUCUCCGGGACGGAAAGCUCCCAGGUCCCAGGUGGCGACCACAAGGUGGCGUGCGGUACCGCGAGAUCGCCGGCGCCCACCGCAAGCUUAUCGCGCGCAUCCAAGGGCUCCGCGGGCGCGUCGCCGCCGGCGAGGCGUGCAACAUUGAUUAUUACGCGCUGUUGGGUGUUCGGCGUGGAUGCACUCGCUCUGAGCUGGAGCGCGCGCACUUGCUGCUCUCUCUGAAGCUCAAGCCUGACCGUGCCGUGGUGUUUGGCGAGCGGCUGGAGCUUGUGGACGAGCACCGCGACCUGGAGGCGGUACGCGACCAGGCGCGCAUGUCAGCGCUUCUGCUGUACCGGAUGCUCCAGAAGGGUUACUCGUUCAUCAUGUCUGCCGUGAUUGAUGAGGAGGCUGCCGAGAGGCAGAGGGCGAAGGAAGCGGCUGCGGCAGCAGCCGAGGCUGCAGCGGCGGCUUUGGCGGCCAAGCAGGCAAAGGAGGAGGCGGCGGCAGCGGUAGCCACGGCUGCAGCGGUGGCUCUGGCGGCCAAACAGGAAGCCGCGAAGUCAGAACCGGCCGUGCCACCAAUGGCGGAUAGGCCGAGGCAGACGGAGAGCGCACCCUGCUCGAAACGCUGCACGCCAUUGAAGCUCAAACCAAAGGCAAGGCCCGCUGCAACCGUGUCAACAACAAUGUCCAGGAAAGCAGCAACAUCGACGACGGCGAGGACGGCCGCAAGGACGACCGCGGCAACGAUGUCCAAGACAACAGCGACCGCUGUUGCCGCGCCGAAAUCAUCACCAUCAACCACCCCAGUGGCCGGCGUGGCGUCGGCGGCAUCAACGUCUACGGCGCCGGUGUACCAAGGGGUGUUCUGCCGCGACAUGGCGGUGGUGGGGACCCUGCUAUCACGCGGCGGGUUCGACCGCGCCCUGCCGGUGAAGUGCGAGGCGAUGAGCUGCUGACGGGUGCCAGCCAUGACACGGCAAGCAGCAGCCCGCCGGAGCGAUCUGAUGCGGGUUGUACGGACCACGCGGGGACGGAUGGAACAGAAGAUCCAGGAUGGUGGCGGGAAACCGGAGAGAAGUUUGAAUUGUUCGAUACAUCUUCGCUAUUGUACAGUUUGGGAAGAGGGGCGUUUGAGAAAAAAAAACGGAUCGUUCAGAAAACUAGUAAAAAAAAUUCAGAGUGGCAGAGCCAAAUUGUUGGCAGGGAGGUGGAGAUUGGAGGGUAAAUUUUUGGUUGCAUCUUCUUUAAUGUGAGUUGUUACAGUGCCGUUAGCCUUCCAUGUUUCCUGCCGGUUGCAGCUCCUUCCUGUGUUGAGACUUGAGAGCUACCGGUGCCCCUAAUAUUAUCCUUCCACCAUGUGUACAUCCUUCAUUUUUCCCC